GCCCUUAAAUCCAAUCGCCGACCGCCCCUGCUGCAGUGCUUCUGUGCCCACCGCCGAGUUAGGGCACACAUCUCAAACCCACAACUUCAAUCGGCUUUUUUUCUUUUGCGAUUCAGGCAAGCCAUGGGUCAAAAACAGCUCGAGGGUGAACAGGCUGCCAUGGGAUCCUCGUGUCAAAGCAUUUUACCCGUGGCUGAUAAAUCAUGCUCAGAGGCUUCCACUCCAGUAAAAAAGCUGCAUAUACAUGCAAGCCAGCAUCUUGAUGCUAACUUUGUGACUCCGACACCAGAGAAAACUGAGGAGACUUUGAACAUUAGGUGCAAAAAGGAACCUGCUAAACUCCCAGAGAAAUACGGAACCCUCUCGGAGUUUUUUGAUCGUAUGACCACUUCACUGAGGCUGCUCAAUCUGCAUAAACAGUUGCCUACUUUUCAGAAUAUAUGCCGUCAAGUUGAAACACUCACAAAAAGGAAAUUCUCGUAUAGGCAUCUUGCACAGAUAAAGUUCAUUUUCCCAGAGGCCGUUCAGGCUGAUAAGAUACUUUUACACAAUAAGAAGACUUUGAGCAUGGAGCCAGAAUUAAAAGUUACAUUGCUUUUUGAUGUCAUAGAAGGCCACAUUGAACACUCUCCUUAUAUAGCUCUGUGUCAUACGUUUUUCCAUAGGCUCAUCAAGUUUGUCAAUACACACCCAGAGGGCUGUGAUGUACCUGAGGCUGAACUUCCCGAGCCAUUUAACCAAAGAGAUAUCACAAUUUCUGCAAACUCUUUGCCCGUGGAUUCAUCAGUGGAAACACUACCAAAUAUCGACGAAGCUGAGCUACUUAACCCUUCCCACCUGCAACCAUCUUUCAGUAGACACUUCUCAAGAAAAGACGAAGAAUCCAUAAAGACGGAGCUCUCACCAACUUCAGUUUCGCCUUCCUCUAUUACAUCCGAUACCACAAAUGAUAGAAAAAUUGGUUAUAGUUCAUGUUCGGAUCCAGUCAAGCACGACAAAGCUCUCCAAGUUGCUAAUGAAGAAACACCAAUGAAACCUCCAUUGGUACUUGCCGAAGUAACUACUGAGACUCCUGACCUAUCAACUCCAAAGAGAUCCGUUCCUACUGAAAACAAGAUCAAGAGUGUGAUUAGCCAGAAAGGGAUGGCAAGCAAUUUGUUUGCAAAAAGAUCCCUGGAUUUCUCAACUGCUGACGACGAAGGUGAAUUUCUGGAUGAAAAAACCACAUGUGCUAAAAAGGUGGAGGAUAGGACGUCCAAGAAUGAUUCCAUCGCUCAAAGUGGACUAAAAGUGCAUCAAGAUACAUCUAGUUGCUUAUCUGACCUUGUUGAGACGAUUCACAACAUAUUUUGUUCUGCACAAUGGUCUUCAAUUACGAAAGGUGAACUUGUUCACAAAGUCUUGGUGAAUAACUUUGACAUCAUAGAGAGCGCAGGAGAGAUUGAAGAACAGAUAGAGCUUCUUGUGAACAAGGUACCAGAUUGGAUUAGUAAGAAGGUGGAUCCUUGUGGGGAUUUCUUGUACAACAUCAACAAAGGGUCAGAUUUGAAGUCCAUCACUGAGAAGCUUACAUAACUAUAUAUGUUAUGCAACCAAGAUGCUUAAGGUGACAGUCGACGUGAUCGGGUUUUAGUUUUAUGCUGUUAUUUGUUGGUUUCGAGAACUUGAGAGGAAAGCUUUCAUGGUGAAACGAUAUAGAGGAAAGUUACUCGGUGAGGGGUUGCUCGUGUGUUUCUUUUUGGAUGUUUUAACCGGAUAUUGUAUCAAAACAUUAAGUCGUUUAACGGUCGUUAACUUUUUUCUACUACUAGUUCCUAUGUGAGGGUAUUUUGAU
Cynara cardunculus var. scolymus (artichoke) is the source of this 1834-nucleotide messenger RNA. RefSeq names its product CDT1-like protein a, chloroplastic. The coding region runs from base 124 to 1575 and encodes 483 amino acids. NCBI's taxonomy places the organism in Eukaryota, Viridiplantae, Streptophyta, Magnoliopsida, Asterales, Asteraceae. Gene Ontology annotation, molecular function: DNA binding; DNA polymerase binding. The record is from RefSeq and is a predicted model, not a curated record. Gene Ontology annotation, biological process: mitotic cell cycle; regulation of DNA-templated DNA replication initiation; DNA replication checkpoint signaling. Gene Ontology annotation, cellular component: nucleus. The transcript has 9 exons.